This is a messenger RNA of Drosophila serrata, 3383 nucleotides long. RefSeq names its product Zinc-finger protein 72D (gene Zn72D). The record is from RefSeq and is a predicted model, not a curated record. Gene Ontology annotation, cellular component: precatalytic spliceosome. Gene Ontology annotation, molecular function: double-stranded RNA binding; zinc ion binding; single-stranded RNA binding. Lineage: Eukaryota; Metazoa; Arthropoda; Insecta; Diptera; Drosophilidae.
CAGCUCGCCGGCUAGAGCUAUCGACGAUUUUCUCAGCAAGCCAACCAAAAUCAGGUAAUUAAAAUUGCAAUAACGUGCUUAAACUGUGUGCUGCUUGUGGAAAAAGUUUAGCUCCGAAAGGGUUCCCCGCCGGCCCUCGCUUGCAUGUCUGCUACACACGCGAAAAGUGCGUCUGAAGUUGGCCGGAAAAAAUCAAUAGCCCUAUAAACAGGCUAUUACCCGGAAAGCACAUAUAAAUUCCUGAAUAAAUCCGCAUAAAUAUUGACAGCCGAAUAGCGAAUCUACCAGAAUGGCGAACAACAACUACGCCGGGUUUAACUACGGCGGCACCCAGUACAACACGGGACAGGUCUCGUACCCGGCGGUAACCAACGCCACCUACGCGAACGCGGCGGCCUACCAAAACGCUGCUGUGGCUGCCGGCCAGGGUGGCUAUGCAGCGGCCGGGGGUCCUGGCGGUGGCGCUGGCGCCUCAUCAGGGCCAGGGGCGGGCGGUUACGGUGGCUACGGCGGUGGCGGUGACUACCGCAACGCCAUUCAGUCGUACGACGCCACCAAGACAUUCUACCAGCAGUCGCCGGCCAGCUACAACGCCCCGGGCUCGGCAGCCGCAGUCAGCAAGACGCACUACUCGGCUCCGCCAGUUAAGAACCCGGUUAAGGGCAAGAUGGACAAGUCCAAUGGCGGGCCAAAGCCUCAAAACUCCGCUCCUUCGGGUGGCAACAACUACGGCUACGACACCGCCCUGUAUAACGCGGCCAGCAUGUACGUGGCCCAGCAGCACCAAGGCGGACCGCAGAAGCCGAACGGCGGGCCAAAUAGUUGGUAUCAGCGCAAGAUGGGACCCACCAUUCCGGGUGCACCCGCUCUUCGCGGCAUGCGACCUAAGGCGCCGCCACGCCCACAGCAGCUGCACUACUGCGAGGUGUGCAAGAUCUCAUGCGCUGGUCCGCAGACCUAUCGCGAACAUUUGGAGGGCCAGAAGCACAAGAAGCGCGAGGCCUCGCUCAAGAUGUCGGCCAGUGCAACAAGCACCACCCAGAACCGUGGAAACAACUACCACUGCGAACUGUGCGACGUCACCUGCACAGGCACCGAUGCAUAUGCGGCCCACGUUCGCGGCGCCAAACAUCAGAAGGUAGUGAAGCUGCAUCAGAAGCUAGGCAAACCCAUUCCCUCGGAGGAGCCAAAAAAAAUGGGCAAGAUUAACUUUGUGCCAGCCGCUGCUGGGGCAGCCGGAGCAGGUGCAACUGGAGCUGGCAUUAAGACUGAGGGCGGCGCCAACGAGGGUAAUUCACCAGAUGACCUAGAUGACAAUCUGGACGAUUCGCUGGGUGAGAACUCAGAUAACAUUAAGCCGGUGGGCGGCGAGUAUAUCGAAGAGGUCAAGGACGAGGAGGGUAAGAUUUUGAGCUUCAACUGCAAGCUCUGCGACUGCAAGUUCAACGACCCCAAUGCCAAAGAGAUGCACAUGAAGGGGCGUCGUCACCGCUUGCAGUACAAGCGCAAGGUACAGCCCGAUCUGGUGGUUGAUUUCAAACCAACACCUCGCCAGCGUCGCCUGGCCGAGGCUCGUGCUCAGCGAGCGAUGAUGUCGGGCCACCGCGGUGGUGAGGACCACGAUGGCGGUAACUACUGGGACGAGCAGCGUAAUCGUCAGUACAACGAGGAGUAUGACUACAAUAACUGGAUGUCGCGCAGCUUUGGAGGCGCCCAGCGCUUUGGACGCAUGGGCAAUGGACCGCCACCGCACUUUGGCAUGAUGCCCGGUGGCAAUGUCCGUCGUCCCGAAAGCACCGAUGAUCGCCACGCCAUUGCGCGUCACGCCGAGAUCUAUCCCAAGGAGGAGGAGCUGCAGACUAUCCAGCGUAUCGUCUCGCACACUGAGCGUGCUCUCAAACUGGUCUCGGACGCCCUAGCCGAGCAGCCGAACGAUGCGGGUGCGGCUGCCAAGAAGGAUAAGAGCGAUAAGCCAUCGGAGAAGGAUGGACGUGACAACCAGAUCUUCUCGUUCCACAAGGAUGCCGAUAACGGCGGCAAUGUGGUACGCAUCCUCAAGGGAGUGAUGCGCGUGGGGUACUUGGCCAAGGGCCUGCUCCUACACGGUGACAAUGCCGUCGAGCUGGUUGUGCUCUGUGCUGAGAAGCCGACAGCUGGUCUUCUGCAGCGUGUAGCUAAUGUGCUGCCCGAUAAACUGAAGGAGGUGGCAGGUGACGUUCCAGUCAACUAUCGCGUGGAGGUCAACGCCGACGAUGCCGCCGUAAUUGUACUGGACGAGGCCGUUUCUGUAAAGAUAACCCUUACAUCGCCCCUGCUGCGUGACACCAGUCCCUCCGACGCUUCGGCCAAUGACGUUGGCGAGGGUGAUGACGAGACCUUGCCGCGUGAGCCGUGCCUCCGUGCUUUAGCUGACUUGCGUCAUGCCAAGUGGUUCCAGGCCAGGGCCACCGGCCUGCAGUCGUGCGUGAUGGUCAUUCGCAUCCUUAGGGAUCUGUGCCAGCGCGUUGCCUCCUGGCAGGCGCUGCCUCAGUGGUCGCUGGAACUGCUGGUGGAGAAGGUAAUCUCUUCGGCUGGUUUUCCCAUCUCACCCGGCGACUGUAUGCGCCGCAUUAUGGAGGCCCUGUCCUCCGGAUUUCUGAUUAACGGUCCGGGUCUGCUGGAUCCAUGUGAAAAGGACCCUACCGACGCUCUGCUGGAGUUAACCAAACAGGAACGCGAGGAUCUUACUGUGUCGGCACAGUUAUUCCUGCGUUACAUUGCCUUCCGUCAAAUUUACAAGGUGCUCGGCAUGGAGCAGCUGCCGGCCAUGAAGUUUCCCAUGCGUCCGUGGCGUAUUAAUCGCAAGCGGCGUAGGUCAUCCGGCAAGGCAGGUGGCGCUCCCGGCGGCGAGGCCGAGGGCAACGACAUGGACGAUACCACCGGCUCUGACGAAAAGGUGGCCAAGAAGGACGCCGCCGGGGGGAGUGCCGCAAGCGCCUAAAAGCCCGCCGAAGGCAAUAGAUUAUACAUCUACACGUAGUUGGCUAUACUAAUAUUACAAUUUCUCUCACGAUUAACUAUAACUAACUCGUAUAUCUCCAAGCAAGAGUAUUCAACUCCCAUUUUGGCUCAUCAUGGUCAGGGAGCUAUGCAUGUUCAACAUGUGGCACUUGGAAGAAGCCCCUAUUAAUCUAUAAAAUCUUUAACUUACAAUAUUUAACGGAUCGAUCAUUACAACUUGUAUUUUUCUAGCAUUAGUGCAAAAACGGAAGGCAAUGUAUUCCAAUUUAGAUGUGAACACAUAUUGGUCCUUGGUCCUCAUGCGUUCCACACACAAAUAUAAACAUGUAAAAGAACGAAAAAGAUUUUAAUAAACCGUAAUGAACAAAUAUUAUCUAUAUAAA